AUCGUACUUCAUAUUGAGCAAACUUCUGAUAUCUUUCGCCUGAGUAUGUGUUGCCUCCAACUCCUUAAUAUUCAUUUUUUCCACCUGCGAAAGAGCAUUCUUUUGCCUGCUUCCCUCAGAGUAAACCUCCAAUCUGUGACUGUGAAAUCCCCUCGACUUAAUCCCAUGAAUUCUCCACUUACAAUUGCCAUCUAUUUUUACGGAUUGCACCACCACUCGGAAACGACAAUCUAACUUGCCUGUUGUAGAUUUGCUCCGUGUUGUCUUUGCGGGAUCAGACGUAUAUGAGUUGCUCCUACUACCAUGGUUGCAAUCCAUGUAGAUCCGCGGAUUGCCUUCUCCAACGUUUCUCUUGACUGAUGCCACUAUCAAGGAAAAACUAUUACUCAUGGCAAUCUCCUUUGCCGCUUUACAAGCUUGAUCAUGGCAUCAUAAACAUCACUUAGAAACAAUGAUGUGCAAUCAACAUUGUCACCCUCAUUAACUCCGGAUCCACCCUACAAGAAAUACAAGGUAAAAACAUUUACUUGUGCAACAAUUAUGUUACGAUAAUUAAAUUAUAAAAAAUAACUACUUACCGAAUCAUCCAUAAUAGUUUCCUUGUUAGUAAAUGAUGGUGGCACAAGAUUUUUAUCCUCCUUCCUAAUAAACACAAUUAACAACGAAACUUAAUGAACAUAAAUAUUAUAAUUUAUGUGAAUUUUCAUUAAAAAAGGUCCAUGACAUCACAAAAUUAACUCGAGCAUGUUCAAAACUAGACCAGACCAACGGACGGGCAUGUUAAAAACAAGAAAGAACCGUGGGUCGAGCAUGUUGAAAACAUGCCGAGACAGGAGGACGAGCAUGUUGCGAGCAUUCCUGGAGGAUGGAACGGGCAGGUUGACAACACGUCCGUUCCAUGGCUGACGCAGGGUUUCAACAUGUUUGACCACCGGUCGAGGCAGAUUUUCAACAUGCUCGACUUGUUUUCCAGAAGAAAAAAAAAUUGCAAACGAAAUCUUACCUUUAGUCCGAGUCCCUGCAUGUUAUGACGAUCGAGACCGACUACUUCUCUACCUCCGGCAAACUCGUCGGAAUCCGGCGAAAAUUUAUCAAUGUAGAAGAUUGUAGUUGGAUUUUGUGUUGUGUGGUUUGGUUUUAAUUUUUGGUUUGAUAUUUCUGUUUUGUGUUGGAAGAAAGAGUUAAAUGGGUUGGGUUAGAUGGUUGGAGCAUUAAUUCUAGGUGGUUGAACCAUAAAAUUAAAUGAAUGGUUGUUUUGUAAAAUUGUAUGGUUUAGGGCGACGAAAUUUAAAAAUUUAGGGCGACGAAUAGUAACUCUCUAAUUUUACGCAUAUAGGCUAUAGCACAAAAAACACGAGCCCGCGGGAGAUUCGACGACGACGGCGGCUGCAAGGAGUGGAAGUACCACACCAUGGGGAAAAAGAAAGAGAAGAAACACAGGCAGCAUGCUCCGAGAACAGCUUCUUAUUACUACGAUGACGAUUACGGCAAUGGCGGAGAAGAUAACGACGACCCAGAAGGCGUAAUUGCUUCUUCUGCUCUUUCCGAUCGAGAUAAAGACGACGACUUUCCAGAAGACAAUGAACAAGACGAAGCCAACCCAUCUGGCGAUAUUCCUUCAAAGUAUCUCCUUUACCAGCAGUCCGUACAGUCACCCAAAGGAGACAUAAGCUAUUUGCAGAAGUUCUUUCUGAUGUAUGUGGGUGGGAGAGUGCCUCUCCAUUUCCAGGAAGAUUUCUGUGGCACUGCUCUUCUUAGUACAGAAUGGCUGAGGGGCGACUCUAGGCGGACUGCAGUCGGAGUGGAUCUGGACCUGGAGGCACUCGAAUGGUGCACGGAGAAAAACAUAAAUAAAGUUGGUGCUGAUGUAUGUUCCAGAAUAUCCCUCUUCCAUGGCAACGUAUUGCAGCCUCUUGAGGCGAAACUGUUGAGGAGCGAAUCCGACGAACUGAGAAUCAGUACUAUUAAGUUGGAAGAGGGUGGAAUUGGAGAGGAGCCUGUUCCAACUGGCGAUGUUCUCGAUUCUUCUACCGAAGAGGGUUUGCCAUGCUCCCCUGAUGACAAGUACUUGAAGAGAAACCGUCCCCUGCCAGCAAGAGACAUUGUGUGUGCUUUCAACUUCAGCUGCUGUUGUCUCCACAAACGGGCAGAACUUGUUUUGUACUUCAAGAACGUUCUUGACUGCUUGUCCAGGAAAGGUGGGAUCUUUGUGAUGGAUCUGUAUGGUGGUACUUCAUCCGAGCAAAAGCUGAGGCUUCAGAGAAGAUUUCCUAAUUUCACGUACACGUGGGAGCAAGAUGAGUUCGACAUAGUUGCACGAAAAACAAGAAUCAGCCUCCAUUUCCAUCUCCUGAAGCAGCAGAAGAAAAUCCGCCACGCCUUUUCAUACAGCUGGAGAUUAUGGUCAUUGCCGGAAAUCAAAGACUGCUUAGAGGAGGCAGGGUUCCGGUCCGUCCAUUUCUGGCUCCGCAAGAUGCCAGACGUGGAGGAAAGCAGGAGCACGCAAGGGUUCGGUGCAGGACGAGACAUCAAGUACGAGGAGGUCCAGAAGUUUGAGCAAGAGGAUUCCUGGAACGCAUACAUCGUCGCUGUUGCAAACUAACAAACCCCUCUGCUUGGUUCUCCCCUUUUGUUUCAGAACAGUAACUGACAUUGUUAUCUUUUGUUACAACAUUGCCAUUUUCCAAAGAUUUAUGGCAUCUUAAUGCCAUUUCAUUUGAUCAUAACCGCGUGGAGAAUGGAACUAGAAGCAGCAGCUUGGAAGAGACCGCGACAGGCUGGGUAAAGGAAUCCGUCCUCCUUUGCCUUCUCUGCUCGUUAAAAUACUGGUCAUUGUUUUUCUACAGCCGACGAACAUUUUUCACGCGAGAUAUUAAUCAGAGAUAUUAUCGUAAUUUAAUCGGCGAUUACAAGCAUCCAUUCUUUAAUUUUAUUUUGUGUAAAAUAAAAUUGGAAUCUCAAA
Molecule: messenger RNA, 2962 nt
Organism: Linum trigynum
Lineage: Eukaryota; Viridiplantae; Streptophyta; Magnoliopsida; Malpighiales; Linaceae
Source: the annotation of a GenBank genome assembly